Molecule: messenger RNA, 252 nt
Organism: Phytomonas sp. EM1
Lineage: Eukaryota; Euglenozoa; Kinetoplastea; Trypanosomatida; Trypanosomatidae
Source: the annotation of a GenBank genome assembly
AUGAAGUAUAUGCUAGCCAAUAUAAGUAAUAUAAUGGAUUGCGUUCCCUGCGAAAAGUGUCGUGUAUGGGGUAAACUGGCAAUUAAAGGUCUUGCCACUGCCACGGAAAUCAAUAUGAAUUGUGAUGUUUACAAUGUUGUCCUUAACCGUGCGGAAAAAUUUACAUUGAUUAACUUAGCUCGGCAACUAUCAUUUUCAGUAAAAAGCUUGGAUAUACUAGAGGAAAUAUGUCGCAAUGAAUCAUUGAUUUGA